AUGUGUCGGCGCGAGAAGAAGGGAAACUGUAGCCACAAGCGGACAACUAUUCUGGCCGACCUGGAGGCUUCCGUCAAGGCCGCCGAUCCGUACCAUCGCUCGGCAUUCCGUGCAUUGGCCGAGUCCACUGGCAUCGCGACGACAACGCUGAGGAGGCUCGUCGAGGCCAAGAAGAUUCGACGACGCACAAGCCGCGUGAAGCCCAUGCUGACGGACAAGCACAAGGCCGAGCGGUUCUUCGUGACGCAAGUCAACCGACGCUACUACCUGUUGCAAGAUGAAGAUUUCCCUGUACGCAAGUGCCAAUCGAAGCGGCACAUCACAAAGUUCAUGUUCCUGACUGCGGUUGCAAGAUCACACUUUUGCGGCAAGUGCGAAGGGAUGUUGGAUGGCAAGAUCGCCAAAGACGUGUACCGGCAAUACCAUAUUGAGCACGUGAUCCCUAACUUCCUCACGAGUCUUCAACUUCAGACCGCGGAUGAAGAACGUCACUUUGUCCAACUCGGACAUUUGCUUGAUAUCCGUGCACAAGCGCCGGAACUGCUCGACAUACAUCAUAAUGUCCUUGCAGUUUCUCUGAUGCAACUCAAAGAGCUUAUCGCGCAACCGCUCUUGUAG
Aphanomyces invadans is the source of this 618-nucleotide messenger RNA. RefSeq lists its product as hypothetical. The record is from RefSeq and is a predicted model, not a curated record. Gene Ontology annotation, molecular function: nucleic acid binding. Bases 1 to 618 code for a protein of 205 amino acids. Lineage: Eukaryota; Oomycota; Saprolegniomycetes; Saprolegniales; Verrucalvaceae. The transcript has 3 exons.